AGACGAACUGGACGGGCCGUUGGCUAGCAUCGCAGCAGCUGGCGGUCAAUCCACCCCGAACCCCGUUAGCAAUGCACACGUAGCAGACUAUCUUGACUCAGUUAGUCGGUUCGCGUGCCCAUGACUGCUUUGGUGUAGGGGCUACUCGGAGGGGAAAUCCAGGGCGCAAAGUACGAGUGGAGAGCUCCGCGGACAGUCUGUCGCAUAUAUUAAUUGCGAUCCGGGUCAUCUGCCUGUCUGCCUUUUUCCUGUUCAUCCUCAAUUCUUGUUGUAGUUGCAGGGAAGACAAUUUCGUCAAUGGAGACUGAUCGGGACUUUAGUAGCAUCGUCCAUUCACCGCCAUUUACUUUCCUGGUCGGCCCCAACCACACCAAGCUGACCAUUCAAUCUGGCCUCGCCCGUCAUGUCUCCCAACCGCUCGACCAUCUCAUGAACAGUGGGGAGACCCGCGAGUCGAAACACCACAUUGCCGUUCUGGAAGAGGAGGAUGUCGAGACUUUUGUCGCCUUCUGCGAGUACGCCUACACGGGCGACUACCGCGUGCCGCCUCCGGGGUCUCGUGAGGAGGACCGUGAGGAACAGGCUGUCAACAAUCCCUUUCGCGGUGUCUUCUCCAACGAUCCCUCCAGCCCAGCAGCCAUUCCCCCGCGGGCCCCGACACCCCCACGAUCGGGCGACCACCCCACCGGGGACGACAACGACAAGCCCCUUGACGAUGGGUGGAGUCGUCCGGACGAAGAGCACAGGCCUGCAGAAAUGGAGUCUGGGUUCCCAGGCAAGGAUGAUGACUGGGAGUGCGCGAUCGCCGAUGACGAGCCACAAGAGCCAGCACCUGUGACGAAAGAGCCCAGUGAACAGCCCCCUCCCACUCCCGCUGCUGAGCAGGCUGCUGAGCAGGCUGAUGGCGAUGGCUGGGAUGCGAUCGGAGAUGAUGCAUCCAAGGGGAAGAAAGGUAAAAAGAACAAGAAAGACAAGAAGAAGAAGAAAGGAGGUGCAGCAGAGGAGCCGGCGCACCUGACUCCCCCAUCCACGCCACCCCCGGCGACCUCGAAGCCAGAGGAGGAUGUCGACAUCCCUCCUGCUGAAGCCAGCGCGGUUGAAGAGGUGACUCCGGCUCCAGAGCCUGUGGAAAUACCUGAAGCUUCGGGGUCGGCUGAAGGUGCCACCGAGACGUGGGAACAGGCUGCGCCCACGCCCCCAGAAGACGAGGCGGUCGCUCCUAGCAAAGAGGACGAGAAGGAUCAUACCCAGCAAAAAGCGAACGAGGUAGUCAACGAUCACCAAGACGAGGGAGUCACCAAGCGACCGACUGGACCGAUGAUUGACACCUCCUUCGCCAGGCAGCCGUAUUCCCGAAUGCAGGAGAAAGGCACCAGUCUUUGGGACGACUUUGCAGCCAUCGACUAUGUCGACCCCCGUUCGGCUUUCGGUACGAGACCACCCAGCGUCAUGUCAUCUCGCUCUCCCUUCGAGCUGCCGUACUUGGUGUUUCACGCUAAGCUGUACGUCUUUGCGACCCGAUAUCUGAUUCCGGCGCUGGCGCAGCUGUGUCUGCGCAAGCUUCAUCGCGACCUGGUGUACCUGGGCUUCGCGGAAUCUGGCCCCGAGGCAGAGGACGAGGAACAGUAUGCCCUCAACCGCACCAAGUCCAGAAAGGUAUUGGAUCUGCUUCACUACACGUACACCAAGACCACUCGUCUGGAGCCGAUCACUCCCACGUCGGCUACCCAGCUGCGGGACAACGAGCUACGGAAGCUGGUCGUUCACUUUGCUGCCUGCAAGGUGCGCGAAUUGGCCGCGUACUCUCCUCCAGUGGACGGGGACCUGGGAUCGUCUUCGAGCAAGUCGCUGAAGCUGGCCGCUCGGGGGUUCCGUGCCCUGUUGGACUCCACCACGGAGCUUGCCUCGGACCUGGUGUAUCGGAUGAUGAUGUGAAUGUCCUUCAGCUGUUUCUGACAUCUCCGCUCUUUUCCAUGAUUUUCCUUCUCUAUUUUCCCUCUGCAACGUCAACCCAGCCCUACAUGUAUGAACAACGCACGACAGAUGACAUGAGAUGCAUGAGAUGCCUGCCCAGGUGUACGGGAUGAAAGAUCAGUGUAUGGCGGUUGUUUUCCAGGUUAUGCGCUCAUCGUUCCCACUGCCAACAACGAAUUUCCUUGUGUGAUUUGAGAUUGAAUGAUUAUUUGCUAUGAAUUCUCCGCUUGUCCAAGGCGGCACCGUACUGAUAGCGUAUUGUAUUUCACUUCUUG
Molecule: messenger RNA, 2249 nt
Organism: Aspergillus ibericus CBS 121593
Lineage: Eukaryota; Fungi; Ascomycota; Eurotiomycetes; Eurotiales; Aspergillaceae
Exons: 2
Source: RefSeq, a predicted model, not a curated record